CUUCAUACUCACAGGCCUUAACCGUCAUCUCUUUCCAUCGUUUCUAGCUCCCUUGUGUCUCCUGUGGACCACUCACGGUCCUGUCUUGAGACCAAUGGCCUGCAAAUCAACGCAUGGCUAAAGUCUUAUCAUUCCUGCCAGUUCUUCUUCCUUAUCCUCCGUGCCCCGUCUCAUUCCUUGUCGCCUCAUCCUCAUUAGAGCCGUUUCAUUCUUGGACAUUCGGGCCAGUCUUGCCUUCAUCAGCACGCCGCCUCUUCUUCCUUUCGUUGCCUGCUCCCUUCGCCUUUUGUCGACUCCCUGAACAUGGACUGCUUGCGUCCUGCGUUCGUCUUUGUUGUUGAUCAUGCUGCUCCUAGACUCGAGGCACUGGGUACUUCCCAUUGUUGUCUCCCUGUUGGCUUUGGUCAAGUGCGAUCCUGAGCCCACCCAAUCCCUUUCUCCCUCUCUCGUCGCCUCGUCCUCUGCCACCCCCGCCUCUGAAUCUACAAAACCUACCAAAGAACCCCCCAAGCCAAACCCGGAUGACAAAAAAUACUUUCACGAACCCGGUGGAGAUGAUCUAUUACAUCACUACGACAUCCGGUACUUUCAGAAAAUUGUGACAGACGAAGAAAGACAGGACACUUUGAGGCAUCUCAUCCGCGCUUACCUCUUGACUUUCGAUUAUAUCGGCGUGGAGACCUGGAUCGCCCACGGCUCCUUACUCGCGUGGUAUUGGAAUGGCAAGAUUCUUCCCUGGGACUGGGACCUUGACACCCAGGUGACAGACGAAGGUCUCAAGACGCUGGGGAAACACUUCAACCAGACCUACUACGACUACGACCAAGGCGAUGGCUCCCCUGCCCGCCGAUAUUUUCUUGACGUCAACUCUAUGGCUUGGGAGCGAGUGAGAGGCGAUGGGGCGAAUGUAGGAGAUAUCCACUUGCUGCUUACUGAGCAGUCUAUUGACUUACCUCUCUUACUAGAUAAUCGAUGCUCGAUUUAUCAGUGUCGACAACGGCCUCUUCAUAGACAUUACCGGCCUGUCGGAAGCGCACCCUGAUACUGAACCAGGGAUCAUCAUGUGUAAAAACCACCACAAAUAUACCCUCAAGGAUAUUUUUCCCCUCCGCGAAACACACUUCGAAGGUGUCAAGGCCAAGGUACCCUACUCGUAUAUUCCAAUCCUCGCAAAAGAAUAUACCGAGCAGGCCUUGGUCAGGACGGAACACCAUGGGCACAAGUGGCAUGCAGAUGUAAGAGAAUGGAUAAUGACGCCAGAGGAGAAAGAGAAACAAGAGGCAGAGGCAAAAGCAAAGCUCGAUGCCGAGGAAAAGGCAAAAUCGGGCGAAGGCAAGACGAAGGAUGAUAAUCCUUGACGCGUGAACCCUGAACUUUUUGUUCGAUACGAUACCCACAUGACGCGUUUGUCGGUUUGUAUUUGCAGAUCAUUGAUAUGUACUACUAUUGUUUGCCUCAAAUGACCUGGUCGAGAUAGUCACGGCGAUGGAGGUUGUCGCAUGGCGAUGGGUCGCCUUGGUUUGGCAUCAUCAUCUCGGAUCUCUCAGGUCAAAGUCUACUCCAGUUCAUUUCACCGUACAAUUUCAGGAUGGCGCAAAGGCACGAAGAGUCAGCGGUGAUUCUACCCUCCGCCACCUCAGCGAGAGAAGAGGAGGGGAUAUGCCUCGUGUCGACGCAGACUGGUCACGUCGACCGAGCGGUCGUCCUGGUUGCAAUUCCAACAGCAUCGCGACCUUAUUUUCGCAUCAUCAUGUCGAAAGACGGCCAAGUUAUGCUCAAUACAGCGAGGGGGCAAGCCCUCGACCAAUGUAAACACCUUUGUUCUUAUUGGGGUUGGCAUUUCUGCGCAAACAAUUACUAUUUGGAAACUAAAGUGGCAUAACAUAUUUCCGGGCUUGAAUCAGUCCAUCUCAAACCCGGUAAACGUUGCGAGGUCAAUUCAGAAACGUUGCACAUAAGGCGCCGCCUUGUUAUGGCGCUUCAAAAAUAUAUAUAUAUAUUAUAUAUGCCCCGAACUGUGCUUCAU
This is a messenger RNA of Exophiala mesophila, 2026 nucleotides long. RefSeq lists its product as hypothetical. Bases 344 to 1042 code for a protein of 232 amino acids. The transcript is spliced from 4 exons. Lineage: Eukaryota; Fungi; Ascomycota; Eurotiomycetes; Chaetothyriales; Herpotrichiellaceae. The record is from RefSeq and is a predicted model, not a curated record.